Necator americanus (New World hookworm) is the source of this 285-nucleotide messenger RNA. RefSeq lists its product as uncharacterized. The transcript has a single exon. NCBI's taxonomy places the organism in Eukaryota, Metazoa, Nematoda, Chromadorea, Rhabditida, Ancylostomatidae. Bases 1 to 285 code for a protein of 94 amino acids. The record is from RefSeq and is a predicted model, not a curated record.
AUGCGAGCAAGCAGGGUUUCGAAAAGGAUUCAGCACAUACACACUGUUUCGAAACUCAUCGAGGUAUCACGAGAGUACAAGAUGCCGCUCUGUCUCACCUUCACCUACUUGAAGAAGGCCUUCGACUCAAUUGAGACGGAAGCGGUCGUGGAAGCCUUGGACCACCAAGGCGUCCUUACUCAGUACGAAAAAGUACGUCGAGAGCUGUACAGUAACUUCACGACCAGAAUUUCGCCAUUCUACAAGAAUAUCAUCAUUGACGUGAAUAGCGGUCCGACAGGGUGA